AUGAAGAUGCUCAUCUCCCCCAUAGCGCAUAAGGAUGGAGAUGAGGAAGGAACACUAUCAAGAAGAAAAAAGGUACCACUUCUACGUCCUGUUUCCCCACAUGCCACCCAAAAGAAUGUGGCCAAGAAGUGCGCCACUGGAGGAUCUGCCCAGAGAGUUGGGGCACCUCUUGAUUCUCCUGUCGUAUCCUCUGUGCCAGAGGCAUUGGAAACAGUGCCAACAGAGCUUGAGCUCCCUGCAGAGACUCACAGUGUGUGGUGUAUGAUCUGCUGCGACGGCGCAGAAGAUGACGUCCUGCUCUACCAGUGCGACGCUUGCCUGCGCGUCAUGUGCAGUCAAUGCAUAGACGUCCCCUGCCGAAUCUCUGCAGGUCAUCCAACAGGCCAACAGUCUUUUUUCUUUGUCUAUCCUGUCACUCUCAGUCCACUCUCAGGUCCCCUGGUUCUUACUUUCGGUAACAUACCAGCUCAAGGAGGGAAAGCCGUCCUUCCCCAUUUCCUCCAGCUCAAUGGCAAGUUUGAGACUGCGUCAUGCACGCUAUUGGCGUCUACUCCGAUCGCUGUCAUCCACUUCAUCAUUGGCGCAAAUGAUGAGGUAAUCACGCCUGUUCCCCUCCUCUCCCACUACCUCGAGCAUUUUUACCCAAGUGGUCGUUAUGUGUAUCUCGAGGUCGUAUUCAAUGUGGCGACCCACAAGAAGAUCGACACAUACACUCUCAUGCAGCAAGCGCAGGUUGCUGAACUCACACAGCACCUGGACAGUGGGUGGCUUUUUGCAGGUAAGGUGAAGGAUAAAUAUAUUGCCAUGAGCAUUUCGCAGGUUCUAUCUACAGUGCUCUGUCCAUAUGCUUCCAUCCUUAAGGCCGCCAACAUGGUGUUUCUGGUGUGCGGCUCUAUUGUAGCCUAUGAAGACUCUUUUGUCAACCUCAAGGACACCAUCCUCGACCUCGAGCUCGCAUCUGCCAUCAUCUUUCCCGCCACUAGGUUCCAACCCUUGGUCGCCACGAACUUUUUGUUGGCUAUGGCAGAGCUUGUCAUAGUCGAGAAACUCAAUCUGCGCAAGGCAUUUCCUGGUCUGCUUGCCCUCUCAAGUCGUCUUGGACAACACUCCAAGGUCAUCUUGAUGACCAAGGAUGAUACUGCUGAUAAUCGCUGGCUGUUGGUCACAAUGUUUGGGCGCGCCCACCCACAAACUCAGCCGUGGGGUAUUGAGGUGCCUGGACAAUGCCCUCUCUGUGGAUUGACCAAUAGCUGGUCAGAGAAGGUAGCAGUGAUGUUGUUUGAUGUUGACACUGGAGACCAGGCUACUGGCAAGCCUCCCCACAAGUUCCAUAUCAGUAAGCCUCCUGGUUCCAUGGUCAGUGGCACAAGGACCAAACAAAGCACAUGGUUCCAGUCCCCUUCAAGUAUUUUUCCACCGCCACCUUCUCCGCCGUCUUCUCCGCCGUCUUCAUCCAUUUCAUUCAUGUCUUUGGGCACCCUAGGCAAGCGUUCGAGGAGUAGAGAUGGAAGUGUUUCUACUAGGAAGAGGGCAUGCGUCUGA
Suillus subalutaceus is the source of this 1542-nucleotide messenger RNA. RefSeq lists its product as uncharacterized. The coding region runs from base 1 to 1542 and encodes 513 amino acids. Lineage: Eukaryota; Fungi; Basidiomycota; Agaricomycetes; Boletales; Suillaceae. The transcript has 7 exons. The record is from RefSeq and is a predicted model, not a curated record.